Messenger RNA from Solanum dulcamara, 748 nucleotides. Its product is annotated as SKP1-like protein 11. The coding region runs from base 79 to 576 and encodes 165 amino acids. Gene Ontology annotation, cellular component: nucleus; cytoplasm. Lineage: Eukaryota; Viridiplantae; Streptophyta; Magnoliopsida; Solanales; Solanaceae. The record is from RefSeq and is a predicted model, not a curated record. Gene Ontology annotation, molecular function: cullin family protein binding. Gene Ontology annotation, biological process: SCF-dependent proteasomal ubiquitin-dependent protein catabolic process. The transcript has a single exon.
ACAGCCUUCUUUUAACACAUAAUUCUAUUUUUAUUUUUUUUCCUUCUUCACAAUUUAAAAAAUUUCUCUCAAAAAUCAAUGGCUUCAUCAUCACAAACUGAGCAGAAAAAAAUGUUGAUCUUGAAAUCGUCAGAUAACGACGAAUUUGAGAUUGAAGAAUCGGUUGCGGUUCAAUCUGGAACAAUAAAAAACAUGGUUGAGGACGAUUACAGCCUUAUCCCACUACCUAACGUGGAUACCCAAACCCUAAUCAUAAUUAUCGAGUACAUGAAGAAGCAUGUGGAGAAAACGGAUUCAAACGAAGAAGAAAUAAAAAAUUAUGACCAGAAUUUCGUGAAGGAUAAGAGCUAUCAAGAUAUGUUUAACCUUGUAGUGGCUGCGAAUUAUCUUCACAUUAGCGAUUUGAUGGAUUUAUUGUGUCUAUCGAUUGCUGAUAGAAUUAAACACAAGUCCUGUAAUGCUGUUCGUAAGAUAUUUAAUAUUACUAAUGAUUAUACGCCAGAGGAAGAAGAAAAGCUUCGUCAAGAACAUGAGUGGGCUCAUGUAGGAGAUGAAAUUGACGAAUCUCUUGAUUAGAUUUAUUUUUUGAUUUUUAGGGUUGAUUUAAUUUAUUUUUAUUUUUUGGUCUUUAGUUAGGGUUUUGAGUUUUAGUUAUUCUUGAUUCUUAUUAAUUGUUUUUCAAGUUCAAAUUUAGAGUUUGAUUCAUAUUAAAAUUCAAAUUUAUAUAACUUGUUUCUGCAUUUGAAAA